Messenger RNA from Dictyostelium purpureum, 1134 nucleotides. RefSeq lists its product as uncharacterized. The record is from RefSeq and is a predicted model, not a curated record. The transcript has 3 exons. Lineage: Eukaryota; Evosea; Eumycetozoa; Dictyosteliales; Dictyosteliaceae. Bases 1 to 1134 code for a protein of 377 amino acids.
AUGAAUCAAAAUAAAAGAACCAACAACCAAACCAUUAGAAAAACUGUCGAAGAAUUUAAAUGGAAUACCAAAGAUUCUUCAUUUAAAAAUGUUUACAAAAAUUAUCAGGAUCUUUGUAAUCUUUUCAAUACCCCAAUAGAAAUUUUCAAUGACAAUUUGACUUCCCUUAAUCAAAUUGAAAGAAAAACUGAUUACAACAAUUUUAACUUGCAGUUUUUUGGAUGUAAUGAUGAACAUAUCAGUACCAUUAAAGUCAGAUCCAUCUUUAGUAGCACCUAUGAUGCUACAAAAACCAAUAUUAAAUGUAAAGAGUGUGGUACAAAGACCACUGUCAAACUUGUUCAAAAUUUAAAAGAUGCAGUUGCAUCAAAUAGAUUUUUCCUAACACUAGAACAACUCAAUCAGUAUAUUGAGAAAUUUCAAAAAUCUACUUGGCUUCAAAUUAGAAAGGAGUCUUAUCAACUCCCAUGUGGUACUUGCAAGAAUACCACAUCAAUAUCAUCUUAUACCAUCGAGUCGGGAAAGUUCCAUCCUUGUCCAGCUUGUGAUAUAACAAAAACAGUUGGUAGCUUAAUACAAAACAUGACAGAAUUUAUAACAAGAACCGACUCAAGUAUUACUGAGGAACAAUUUGAUCAGUUCAAGUUAUCUCUAUCAAGAGUAAGGGUUAUUGACUACCCCACAGUUCCAAUCGAUAUUAGAUUUUCAUGUGGCCAUAUAAACAAAUUUAAUGCCAACCAAUUUGUUCACAGGGUUGAGGGAUUAUGGUCAUGUAAUGAAUGUUCUGGCCCAAAAUGCAGGGAGAGUCUUUUAAAAGGCCUAUCUACACUUUAUGAUAAUGGUUGUAUAUCAAGUUCACUCUAUAAUUCCCAUUUGGAUUGCGAUGAAUGUUCAAAAAUGGGUAAAGUUGCCUCCAGAAUUAUAAAAGGUAUUGAUUUUCAAAUAGAAUCCAAAUCUUUCACGAUUAAUAAUUAUGAGGAGUUAGUUCAAGAAAUUGGCUCAUUGGAUGCAUAUUCAAUUCAAUCAUACGAAUUUAUUGUCAAACUACCAUGUGGCCAUGAUCAUGGUAUCAAAAACUCUUUUAUUUAUUACAAUGGUAAAAGAAAUAUUGAUACUUUAGCAAGAGUGUUUUAA